Messenger RNA from Setaria italica (foxtail millet), 1597 nucleotides. RefSeq names its product serine carboxypeptidase 2. Gene Ontology annotation, molecular function: serine-type carboxypeptidase activity. The coding region runs from base 28 to 1500 and encodes 490 amino acids. Gene Ontology annotation, cellular component: vacuole. Gene Ontology annotation, biological process: proteolysis. The record is from RefSeq and is a predicted model, not a curated record. Lineage: Eukaryota; Viridiplantae; Streptophyta; Magnoliopsida; Poales; Poaceae. The transcript has 9 exons.
UGAACUAUACAGAUUGUUUUCUAAUUCAUGAUCAAAUUGCCCCAAGAAGAGGUAGGAGAUUUUGAUCCAAGAACCGGCACCAUGGCCGGUCGUUUCCAUGUAGCUCCAGUACUUGUGGCUGUGCUUCUGGCAUGGGCAUGCCAGCUCCGGCCAACGGCGGCGGCCACGGCCAUCGGCCAUGAAGCAGGCCGCAUCGGCCGGCUGCCCGGGCAGCCGGUCGUGGAUUUCCCGAUGUACUCUGGGUAUGUCACCGUCGACGGGCGCGCAGGGCGAGCACUGUUCUAUUGGCUCCAGGAAGUGCCUGCCGCGUCCCAGCCGGCGCCGCUCGUGCUGUGGCUGAACGGCGGGCCAGGGUGCUCGUCGGUGGCGUACGGAGCGUCGGAGGAGCUCGGCGCGUUCCGCAUCCGGCCGGGCGGCGCGACGCUCUUCCUCAACAAAUACCGGUGGAACAGUGCGGCGAACAUCCUGUUCUUGGACUCGCCGGCCGGCGUGGGAUUCUCGUACACCAACACCACCUCAGACCUCUACAACUCCGGAGACAGGAGAACAGCACAUGAUUCUUACACCUUUCUGGUGAGAUGGUUCGAGAGGUUCCCACAAUACAAGUACCGCGAUUUCUACAUUGCCGGGGAGAGCUACGCGGGGCAUUACGUUCCCGAGCUGUCCCAGCUGGUCUACCGGAAAAACAAAGGAGUCAGCAAACCUCAGAUAAACAUCAAAGGCUUCAUGGUCGGGAACGCCGUGACGGACGACUACCACGACCAGGUGGGCACGUUCGAGUCGUGGUGGAACCACGGGCUCAUCUCCGACGCCACGUACCGGCGGCUGAAGGCCACCUGCGUCUCCACAGUGCACCACGACAUCGAGCACACGUCUCCACCGUGCGACGCCGCGUACGAUGCGGCGACGGUGGAGCAGGGCGACAUCGACCCUUACAGCAUCUACACGCCCACAUGCAACCAGACGUCAUCGUCGACGACGGCGAGGAAGAACUGGAGGCUCAAGGGGCAUUACCCCUGGAUGAGGGGAUCUUAUGACCCAUGCACCGAAAUGCACUCCACGGUGUACUACAACCGGCCGGAGGUGCAACGGGCUCUCCACGCCAACGUCACCGGCAUAAACUACACUUGGACGACCUGCAGUGGCAUCAUCAACACCAACUGGGGAGAUUCACCAAGAUCCAUGCUUCCGAUCUACAAGGAGCUUAUUGCAGCUGGCCUGAGGAUAUGGGUCUACAGUGGAGAUACAGACUCAGUAGUCCCUUUGACAGCAACAAGAUACUCCAUCGAUGCUCUGGGCCUUCCCACUGUCGUUAGUUGGUACCCGUGGUAUGAUAAAAAAGAGGUUGGUGGAUGGAGCCAAGUGUACAAGGGGCUGACCUUGGUGACCAUUCGAGGGGCGGGGCAUGAAGUUCCUCUCCACCGUCCAAAACAGGCGCUCAUACUGUUUCGGCACUUCUUGCAUGGCAAACCCAUGCCUAAAAAUGGAACUGUUGUGUAGUUUCCCUUUAUUUUCGUACCAUGAAUAAGAUGAAAUAUCAACUUGAAUUGCAUGUAAGAGGAUAUGACAAAGCAUGGAAGGAAUAAAGUUGCAUUGU